UCUAGUGUCUGUACUCUGUAGUUAGUAGUAGGGUAGUGGACCAGUGGACGUGAUUGUGAAUUGUUACCAGUCUGCUAAAGUAUUAAUUUAUCAGUAUUAAAUAAAAUUUAGUUAUGCUUAGCCUAGGUUUUAUAAAGUUUUCAGUCACGCAUGGUAAAUAAGUAUCAGUUUGAUCAUCUUAUAAAGUUCAAAUGUUAUGGCAGGAAACAUUCCACCACUAGUUUCCUCCACUCCACCUCCUUUGAAUGCCUUUGAUGAUGAAGAGGAGGAGGAAGAGGAUGAUUUUGGACUUUACAACACUGCAGAGGAAAUAGACUAUAAUGAAUGUAUUUCAUUUGAAGAAAAAGACAAAGAGAAGCAACUUGUCUCUAAAUCUAGAGAACAAGACAGCACUAGCCAGGACUCAGCAACAGAUUCUGGACUCUGUCCUGACAGUGAGGGCAUGUCACCCACACCUCACAUCUAUGACGAGAGACCACUGAAACAAAACUCUAGUGAUAACAGUGGUGAACUGAGUGUAAAUCCUCCAACUGAUCCAUGUCCUUUGUUGCCCAACGGCCAUGCAGACCAACUACCUGAUGAUAGUUUUGGAAAUUUUGAAUCCAUUCCAUCCCUAAAAAUACAAAAUAAUGCAGAGGAAAGUAUUGGAGAAGAUGAUUUAAGAAGUUUAUCUCCAUCACAUUUACAGCUUUGUAAUGUACAACAAUAUAAUAUAGACAGUAAUUUGAAUAUUCACUUUGGCAAUAAGCAGUUAUCUGAAGAAGUAAGGAAUUGUGAUGAAUCAUUACCAGAAUUUAGUUCAGUGGAGUCAAGUGUAAAUGAAUCUAUGGCGGAAAAUGAAAACUGUACUUUGUCAAAAGUAGAUACUUGUAAAUAUGUACAAAUUAAUUCACAGUUAAAUGAUGUUUCAGCAGAACAAGUAGAUUUUGUUUCUAAAAAUGACAGACUAAAUUUUGAAUCAGAUAGCCCAAAUUUAGUACCUACAGAUGCCAUGUCUAGUCUGUUUCGAGAAACUGAGCAAUAUAAUAAUGUUGAUUGUAUAGAGGAAUCACAAAAAGAAGACAAGUUAGGCACUACAAAACCUAAUAAUGAACCUCUUGACAACAGAGAAGAAGGUCAAACUGGGAAGCCCAUUGAAGUUGAUGAGGACGAGUUUGAUGAUUUUACUGAUUUUAAAGCAGGGUUUCCAGAUAACCAUGACUUAUCUACAUCUGAACAUUCCAAGAUAUUUGUGGAUCUCACAAAAUUAGAAGAAGCUGCCUUACCCCUGUCUCCUACAAAUCAGGAAGAUGACGAUGACGAAAUUUCUAAUUUUGCAGAUUUCUCAUCGUCUGAUUGUGUGUUUGUUAGUGCACAAAAUAGUAAUAGUUCAGAAAAUCUCUUACAAUGUCCACUAAAACUUGAUAAUGAUGAUUCAAGGACAGAAAGUGAAUUUCAGGACUGGGUGUCAGUAUUUCCUUAUGAGGAGGAGGAGAGUUCCCUCGUUGCGGAGGGCCUACUGCGCCAAGACGACGUUGUGUGGUCACGUCUGUUCCCUCUAGAGGCAUCCCCUGCUAUCUGCUAUCAGUGGACCGAGUCACUUGCCAACCGUCGUUUGCUCACUGCACUCAACAUUGACUCCAGAAACAUUCUGUUGACACCAUGGAGCCUCACUGCUGUCCCCAGGUUUGCUGCCAACCUCAGCUGUGGACCGCUGGAGCCAAUCAAAGCCUCUGAGCCGCCGAUCACUUCUAUCUCUCCCUCCACCACCACCACAACUAUUGUCUCCACCUCUGCAAUCUUCACAACACAGGAGAUUGUACCAGAUGCACAUUUUGACUGGGUUGGCAGUGGACUCACCAAUCCUCUUGAUUCUUCUCACAACUCUCUCUUGGAUCUCAACUUCAUCAUUACUAUUGAGUCUCAACUCUCAACUAGUUUAAAGACGACAUUAAAUUUGCCAAAAACACCCAGUGCAGAGGCAGAAACUCUCUUGGCUUCGUUACCAGAUAUUUCAUUUAUGAGGAAGACUUACAUCGACUUUCCAAUCAGCAAAGUAUAAUGUCUACUUACCUGUUAAUACUCUGUCCAAUAAUAUGAAUAAAGUGUA
Molecule: messenger RNA, 2089 nt
Organism: Macrosteles quadrilineatus (aster leafhopper)
Lineage: Eukaryota; Metazoa; Arthropoda; Insecta; Hemiptera; Cicadellidae
Gene: Afti
Exons: 8
Coding region: 197-2041 (614 amino acids)
Biological process (GO): intracellular transport
Cellular component (GO): AP-1 adaptor complex; trans-Golgi network membrane
Molecular function (GO): clathrin binding
Source: RefSeq, a predicted model, not a curated record